Molecule: messenger RNA, 494 nt
Organism: Prorocentrum cordatum
Lineage: Eukaryota; Dinophyceae; Prorocentrales; Prorocentraceae
Source: the annotation of a GenBank genome assembly
GGGGCGCGCUCCUCAUGGGAGGGUCUCCCACCCGCGCGGCCGCGCCGCGGGCGGUGGACCCGGAGCCGCGGCGGCAACAGCCGCCGGUGGGCCGCUCGGGGGACGUCGCCGCGUGCUGCGCCGACGGGAAGACGUACUCGCUUAGCCUUCUGGUGGACGUCUGCAGGCGCGACGGCGUGCCCAGAGGCGGCCCCCUGCUGCGCGGACCCCGCGCCGCCCCGCCCCCGGGCCGCCGCGGCGCCCCCUCCGACGACGCGAGCCCGACGGCCGCCGCCGGAGCCCUCCGCCCUCGCGGCGAGGCCGACGCCGGCCGCCGCCGCGGCGAGGGCGCGGAGCGCCGCGGCGCGCCCGGGGGCGCGCGCGCCUUCACCGCGACGAGCAGCAGCAGCAGCAGCAGCAGCAGCAGCGGCAGCAGCUGCUCCAGCCGCGGCAGCGCGCGGGGAGCCCUCCCCGGGUCCCGCGGGUGCAUGCGGCGCAUGGCUGGGAAGUUCCGG